Messenger RNA from Pelodiscus sinensis (Chinese soft-shelled turtle), 1368 nucleotides. Lineage: Eukaryota; Metazoa; Chordata; Testudines; Trionychidae. The record is from RefSeq and is a predicted model, not a curated record.
AUGACACUGACACCCUAUUACAACCUUACGAGGUCGCCCGAGAUCCGCCGGGGAGGCAUCUGCCAGCCAGGUACCAUGGGCCCCGCACGCUCCUCCGCCGCUGGUGGGACCAGGUUUGCAUGCAGAGACAGCGGCUCCUUUGACCUGAAGGUGGAGGGUCUCUCCAUCACCAUUGGGCUGAGGCUGGGCAGCGACCCCGCGGGACGGCCUGCGGUGACCCUCUCGGAGUGCGGGGCCCACAUCGCCAGAGUGCGGGUGCGCAUCUCCGGCCGGUUUGGCUGGCUGUACAAUCUCUUUCACAAGAAGAUUGAGUCCAGCUUCAAGAAGACCAUGGAAAAAAAGGUCUGCGAGGUGGCAGCCAGCUCUGCCCAGUCCAAGCUGCAGCCCUUUCUCCAGACGCUGCCAGUCACAGCAAAGAUAGACAAGGUGGCCGGGAUCGACUACUCGCUGGUUGUGCCGCCCGCUGCAUCCGCCCAGUCUCUGGACGUGAGCCUGAAGGGUGAAUUUUUCUCCCUGGCCCAUCGCACGGCUGCCCCCUUUGCGCCCCCUGUCCUGGCCUUCCCGGUGGAUCCUGCCCGCAUGGUGUACUUCGGGGCCUCCAGUUACCUCUUCAACACGGCCGGCUUCGUGUACCACACGGCGGGGGCCCUGCGCUUUGAGAUCACGGAGGCCAUGAUUCCUAAGCAGUUUCAGUUCCACUUGAACACCUCCACCUUCUCAGCCUUCAUCCCCCAGCUGGAAAAGAAGUACCCAGACAGGCCGAUGAAGCUCACGAUUCAAACCGCUUCUGCCCCGUUCCUCACCAUGGCCCCCGGGAACGUCUCGCUCACGCCUGUUCUGGACAUUCAAGCCUUCGUCGUCCUGCCCAACUCCUCCCUGGUCUCCAUCUUCCUGCUGGGCGUGGUCACGAGACUGCAGCAGGGCUUCCCUCUCCCCCUGCCCGCUCGCAUCCAGCUCUCCAGCCUCGUCAUAGAGCCCCGCCAGAACUUCCUGCUGUUUGGAGCUGACGUCCGGUACGUGUAGCGGCGUCCGGGCCUGGAUGCCGCAAGGAACGACGCUACACAGACAGCGCUCCUCUGCCCCCUGCGCACGCCUGGCCUUCGGCACGGACCCUGGGUGCCCGCCUCGUGCCCAGGGAGGGCUCCCGCUUCGCACCUUCCCCUGCACUUCUCUGCUGCCAACGCUGUGUGGCCAGGAGCAAAACCCACCGGCGCUGUCUCCAAGGCACCUGCCCUGCCAGCCUGGGGCUGGGUCUCUGGGCCGGGCUAGGCAGAGGAGACGCGCAUGCAACUGAACAAAAAGCGAACCCGCGCUUCCCUCCCGCCGUCAGGGCCGUGCAGCUCGGCACAGGAGCCGACCAGCUCCCAG